Molecule: messenger RNA, 1266 nt
Organism: Olea europaea var. sylvestris
Lineage: Eukaryota; Viridiplantae; Streptophyta; Magnoliopsida; Lamiales; Oleaceae
Product: E3 ubiquitin-protein ligase ATL41-like
Exons: 1
Coding region: 151-876 (241 amino acids)
Source: RefSeq, a predicted model, not a curated record
CCCUAUCAUUUUUCCAUGGAAUCCCAACAGCUCAAGUAAUUUACACACAUAAAAAAUUAAAUAAGGUCUUAAUAUUCCAAUCUACGAAUUUCUAUAACAAGCACUCCAUCCUCCUAAAAUUUUACCUCCCGAUUUCCAAAUUAUUCGACCAUGGGUAUCAAUGACGAUGAUCACCCUUUCAACCGUCGAAGAAACAAUUAUGAUCUUAACAGUAAGAUUAUGCUCACAGCCAUAAUUUCAUUAUCAUUUGUGGUGUUUCUUGUCACCAUCCUCCACAUAUAUGCAAGAUAUGUCCUUCGCCGCCAAGCACGGCGUCAGGCCACCUUGCGUCACCUAGGCUUCAUUACAAGCACCGCCAAUAUCCAGUCGAUGGAGCUACCAAAGACCGGCCUCGACCCAUCUAUCAUGGCGUUGUUGCCCAUAUUUGUGUUCAAGCAAACAAAUGGAAAUAGUAGUGAUGAAAUGGGGUCAAGUUCAAUUGAGUGCUCAGUAUGUUUGAGCAUGUUAGAAGAUGGUGAAAUGGCUAGGACCUUGCCAAAUUGUAAGCACACUUUCCAUGUUGAGUGCAUUGACAAAUGGUUUGGCUCAAACUCAACCUGCCCGAUUUGCAGGGCAGAGGCCGAACCCCGGCUGGUGGCGGAGCCACGGGAGGGCAUGGCCGGUGCCGCCGGAGCUCCGCCACUCCAUGGUGGUAAUUCUAUGAUUAUGACAACCAUUGAAGGAACAUCAGAUGGUGGAAUUUUAUCCACAGCUAAAAUUGUUGGAUCAAGUUCGAGAUUAAGUUCAUUCAGAAGAAUUCUUACUAGAGAAAGAUCAUCUCGAAGAAUCCAAUCCUGUGGUCAAGAAGAUGGAUUUCCAGAUAUUGAGAGGCAAUAAUUAUAGUAUAUCAAGGUACAAGCAUCCAUCUAGCAUUUGAUACUACAUAUAUUGUUUCCAUUUGCAUCCAAUUCACAGAAUGAGAAAUUAGACAUACAGGAGGAGAAUUCUCGAUUCCAGGGGAUGUCACUCGAUUAGAUUCGACAGUAAAAUUUAUAAAAUUUGACAUCAAUAUGAUCACAUGCUAUAGUAUUCAUGUUUACCAAAAGAAAAGAGGGUUAUGUUUUUUCUUUUCUUUUCCUUUUUCUUUUUCUUUUUCUUUUUUUCUUUCCCUUCCAGAUUAAGAAUUUAUUUAUGUAUUUAGAAAUGUAGCUAGGAGACUGUGUGUAUAAAUAUUCAACCAUUGAGAUUCUGUAUGUCGAUAAAUCAAAAUUUAUUUGUAUGUUCAAA